This is a messenger RNA of Chiloscyllium plagiosum (whitespotted bambooshark), 2285 nucleotides long. RefSeq names its product enkurin, TRPC channel interacting protein (gene enkur). NCBI's taxonomy places the organism in Eukaryota, Metazoa, Chordata, Chondrichthyes, Orectolobiformes, Hemiscylliidae. The record is from RefSeq and is a predicted model, not a curated record. Gene Ontology annotation, molecular function: calmodulin binding. Gene Ontology annotation, cellular component: axonemal microtubule; acrosomal vesicle.
UGUUGGUAACGGUCGCCAUGACAACGAGACCGGUGGGCUCGCUCGUUCCAACGGUUUCAAACGGUCGAUCGGAGCUCCGCGAUGGACGAUGAGGCUCCGAGUGAGUGUAUCUACAACCUGCUGCCCCGGCCCCAGCCUCCGCCCCGCCAACGCCUCAAUUAUCAUUCAAAACAACGGAACAUUGUACAGAAAGACUGGGAUUCUAAGAAAUCAGCACACAAGACGAUGGGUUUGCCCAAAGUUGAGCCUCCUUGUCCAAAGCACCAUCUAUUGAAACAUUCCAAGGAACAAAAGCUACCAGAACGGAAACCUUACAAAGUUCCUGUAGAAGGAAUUAAAUCUUCUAUCCCAUCUGACAAACCACUAAUGGGACUUCGUACCAAGAAAAACUUUGUUCAAGCCAACGUAGUUGACGUUCAGAUGGCAGUCCCCAAGAAACCUGUGCCAAUCAUUGUUGAUACUAGAAAAGGAAAUAAAAUCUUGUUGGAACCAUCAGGGCUUCUUCCAACACUUCUCUACAGAAAGGACUUUGGUAAAAUCCCAGAUUAUCUAAUUAAGCAGUCUGAAGAGGAGAAGAAAGCACAAGAAGAAUAUGAUGCCUAUGUAAAAGAGCGUAUACGACAAGGUUCCAUGAAGAUGUUGACUGAAGAGGAGCGGAACAGAGUGUUGUCGGGACUAAAGAGGAAUUGGGCAGAGCUGAAUCAUGCCUAUCAAAGUCUUUCCAUUUUGAUAGACACUCAUUCGAAGCAAAUGCACAAGGAGGUACUUGAGACCAAAAUGAAAAAACUAGAACAGGACAUUAACAUGUUUGAGAAACAUAAAUUUAUCUACAUUCCACGAAACUAAAGCCCAAGAUAAUGUUGCUUUUUCGAUUUUUUUCAAAAAUGUAUUAUUAUGCAAAUAUUGUCCCAUUUUUGAUGCUAGUAUUUGCCCAUAUAAAAUUUCUACAUAUUUCAUACUUAAAGAAUGCAUUUAUGUAAGCACAAAAAUGAAGAGUUUGUGACAACUGAACGAAGUUGCGAUUUAUCUAUGACUAUGACUCUAAGUGAACAAAGUUACAAUUUAAAUUUAUUAUCAAAGAUUUUCCUUUUUCUUAAUUUGACAAGGAAUUGUUGUUAAUGACAAUGUAUUGUACAAAUUUUAAAUAUUCAUUAUAUAUCAAUGACAAUGAUUUAUUCUGAGAAACUGUCACUGAUUUUUGCAUUUGGAGAAGCAAGCUUUGAUAUGGCAUGCUGAAUUAACUGAGCUACAAAAGUCACCAACCUAUAGGUAUUGAUAAACUUUAAUAGUGCAACAUGUACAAAAGAAAGUGACUUGGUGUUCAUUGUUCAAAGUUGUGGAAAAAAUAUCAUGGAAGUAAAUCAAGUAUAGUUAUUUGGUAGUACCAAACUUGAGUAUUGCUGAAAAAAGACACGUUUUGUUGAGGUUGUCCAUCUUGCACUCAUCAGGACAAUGCAAGGGAUAAACCAACAGUUAUAUUAUGAGCAGUGCUGAUUAGUUGAACCAGAUAUAAUGCGCGUUUAUGUUCUUUGUGUCUAAAAGUGGCAUGCCUUUGCUUGUUCACUGCUAAAGGCAACACCCUGACCACCACCUACCUGCCUAGCUUAAAAUGUAAGGAAAACCUGACAGAUUACUGUCCAUCAGCAUUAAUCGGCAUAUUGUCUAUGGCAACACUUCCAUUAAUCAGAGUCUAUUUAUUACCAACCAGCACUUUUUUCUCUCACACAGUGUGAAUGUUGAUUUUCCACUUGAACUGGCAUUUUUGCAAGUCACGCUGAUGAAGAAUUUCAACAGAAUAUAUCUUCAGCAAUACCAAAGCAAAAGCAUUUAGCAUAGGACAUAAUGGACGUGCCAAAAACGUUGACAUUGCGCAAUAAAAUAACAAAGAAAGGGCUCCCGUAUAAUUGAAUGACACAUACUAUGAUGGCAAACCAGCCAAUGGAGGAAGCUAAUUGCCCUGAAUAUGAUGACCUUGUCUGAAUCCACAUAAAUGGUAAAACUUGAGUAUAUGAGAAAGCUUUGAUGCAAAAUAGCUGCAGAAGAUGAAAAUAAAUGCAAUAUAAUAGAGACAACAUUGCUUUUGACAUAAAAGACUGAAGUAAAUUAAAAACAACAGCAUCACUCACAGGCACAGCCAGAUUUCUUUAAGGAUGCUGGAAAACUUAAUGUGCUGCAUGUUAACUAUGCUUAUGUUCUUCCCUUUGGGAAGGUUGGGAGUUAAUGUCAUAGAACAUAGAACAAUACAGCACAGAACAGGCCCUUCGGCCCACGAUGUUGUGCCGAAC